CAGUUCGUGAAGUGUAAGUUCUGUUGCUUGACAGUUUAAAGAUGAUGACUUCUUUAGAAACUGAAGUGGAGAAAUUAGAAGAAAAAGGUACGGAAGAUACCGCGAUUUUAGAAGUGAGUACAGUUGCAGUUGGAAGUAUUGUCAAACAGGAAAGCCGCGAUGCAGACUUUUUCUCAAAUUGCAGUAACUCCAUUGAAGGUUCUGUGAUAGCAUCCCCUUCCAUUGAUAGUUUCUCUACUCUACCUGAACAAGAGAUAUCAGACUUUCAAAUAGAUCCUCGAGACCUACAAGUAAAAGUAGACAAUCCUCAAAAACAUCUUGAAACACUUGAAACUUAUAUUACUUUUCGUAUAACAACAAGGUCCACAAGACCAGAAUUUGAGGAGGGAGAAUACAUUGUUCGAAGACGUUACAAUGAUUUUAUUUGGUUGCGACAAAAAUUGGUGGAUUUAUAUUCAACGCAUAUUAUACCACCAAUGCCUGGAAAACAUACAUUGCUCGCCCAAUUAGAUCGUUAUUCUAAGGAAUUUAUUAUAGCACGUAUGAAACUGUUACAUGUAUUUCUUAACAGAGUUGUUAAUCAUCCGAUUCUUAGCUGUGACAAAAAUCUGCACAUUUUUUUGACUACUAAACCUGCUGAAUUCCUUGUACAUCGUAAAAAUCGUGCAAAUGUUCUUGUCAAAAUGACUGAUUCUUUACAAAAUAUAGCAAGCACGUAUACUAUGAAACAACGUCAGUUUGAAUUUGAGCAAAUUCGAGAUUAUUGUACAGCCCUUAGUGAGAAAUUAGGAACUAUAGAUAAAAUAAAUCAUUGUAUACACAAGGAGAGACAAGACUAUUUGCUUGAGCUGCAUCAGCUGCAUCCAAUAUUUACCUUAUGGGCAACUUCUGAACCGGAACUCGCCCCUAUUCUACUAGCAAUUGCCAAAGCAAUAGAUUGUAAUGCAAUGGCUCACCAGAAGCUUCUAGAAAGCGUUCCGAAUGAAGAGCGAGAGUAUAUUUCAUAUAUAGAUGCAGUUAAAAGUGCAUUAUCUCGACGCGAUUCGAUGCAAAUCAAAUAUGAAAUGACUGUCGAAGACUUAGCAAAGAAAAGACUAGAGAAAGAUCAGCUAAUGGGUCUUACAAGUGGCGCAACAUCAACACAAAAUUGGGGUGGAUCGCUAUGGAAGGCUGAAUCUCGCGAUGAAAAGCUGGAAAGACUUGGACAAACAAUACCACGAUUGGCUAAACAAGCGGAAGUGUUGCAGGAUCGCGUGGAAUGUGCUAAUGAAAAUUUGCGCAGUGAUUUACAAAGAUGGAACGUGGAGAAACAAAUGGAUUUAAAGAAUAUGUUAAUCUCAACGGCAGACCGACAAAUCCGACAUUACCAACAAUGUAUGAACGCAUGGGACGAAGUUCUUGCAGAUUUGAAAUUAGAUGGAGUAGGAUCUGAUCUUAGCGUAGGACCACCUAUAAAAAUACCUGUUUGAAUUGCUACAACUUUCGUUGGACACAUCUACACACAGUAAACAUCUCGUACAAUUACAAAGGUAAAAACGUAAACACAAAAGACGUUUGCCAUUAAUGACGAAAAUUUUAUUGCAUUUAAGAAACUGACCUUAUCAGCUUCAAUGUCUCUGCUUCAGCAAUUAAAUAACUUUAUCUCUUAAGUCUUAAAUGUUCUUUGUUGAAAGUUACAAUCAGUACUUACAUAAAUUACAAGUGCAUUCGUUAGACGCACAUGUUACACAUUUAUAUAAUGUAUUCACAUAGUUUUCAGAUAUAAAAAGUUCAUGGUGAAAUGGCUUUAUAAUACAAGAUCAUGAAAUGACAUGAAAAAUUAAAUUAAAAUGUUUAAUCCUAUAAAUAUAGCUAGGGCAAAUUUCGGCAUAGAAUCAAUUAAGAUCUUAAGAUAUAUUUUCCUUUAGAUCACCAGUUAAGUUUGGGACCAAGUACUAAAUGAUUUUUACGAUUUGUUCUUUCUCUUAAUUUGAAUCACGUACAAUACAUUCAUUGACAAUCAGUGUUUAGUCAUCUAUAUCCGGUAGUUACCAAAGUUAUCUAUAUAUCAUAGAUAGUCAACGUAGCAUAGUGCUAGAAUAUAAUUUACAGAUCGGAGCAAACGCUUGCAAUGUUCGUUGUAUCGUUAAUCAGUACACUUAAUCUACAUCAUUAAGUUUUGGACAAUCCACGCAGCAGCACUUAACAAUCAACUUAUACAACGGUAGUCUCGUGAAAAAAGCACAUAAUCUAUACAACGUAGUAUAUCUGCUGUUGUUCGCGCUUGGAACUAACGAUUCUUGAGAUAGUUAUGUAUACUAUAUAUAGUAUUUACGUUUCCAAUACAUUCAUUACAUUGUACACGUUAUCUUAUUG
Messenger RNA from Colletes gigas, 2355 nucleotides. Its product is annotated as sorting nexin-30-like. The transcript is spliced from 7 exons. The coding region runs from base 42 to 1469 and encodes 475 amino acids. NCBI's taxonomy places the organism in Eukaryota, Metazoa, Arthropoda, Insecta, Hymenoptera, Colletidae. The record is from RefSeq and is a predicted model, not a curated record. Gene Ontology annotation, molecular function: phosphatidylinositol binding.